AUGCCGAUGAGCUUUUCUGUUGGCAUGCUUUCGCCCAAACCCGUCCAAGAUCUGAAAGAUGGCAGAAUCGGAAUGGCAUUGGUACCUUCAUUCGCUUCAAGCAAUCCCCGACAUCCCAAGGGAAAGGGUAAAGAGCGCGAAAAAAUCACAAGCGAAGUGUACGAUGUAUUUGUUAACCAUUGUAGAAUCGAUGUCAAUGACGUGAUCCGGAGUGGCAUUUAUAAUAGACUUAAUGCAUUGGGACUCCGAGUUUUUCUUGACGUAGAAGAAAUGAAACUCGCUGAUAGUUUUCCAACAUCAGUACAAGAGGUUAUGCGUAAAGUUUCUCUUCAUAUUCCUAUUAUAUCAAAAAAUUAUCUACAGUCUCCCUGGUGCCUCGCCGAGCUGGCCUUCAUGCUCAAAACUGGCAGCAAAAUUCUUCCUGUUUUCUAUGAUAUUGAACCUAAUAGUCUUGGCAGCGUUACAUAUGCUUUCUCGCAUAAAAAAAAAGGAGAAUACUCCUCUCGAAAGCUUCAGGAAUGGCAAAAGGCACUCCACAAAGUUUCAUUACUUUCUGGUCCCAGAUUCAAGACAUCGGAGAAUGAUUCGCAAAGCAUGCCAAAGAGUAUUGAACAUUGCGUAUCGAGAGUGAUGAGGAAGCCAGUAUCAGACGUAGUCGAGCACCCUGUGGGACUCGCUGCGUUAGUAGCAGACUUUGAAAAGCAUAUACAUCACAAGAAAGUGAAUAUUGUAGGGAUUGUGGGUAUGGGGGGCUGUGGGAAAACAACUCUCGCGAGAGAAAUCUUCAAUAGGAAAAGCUCGUGUUUGCUUGGGUCCAGUUUUCUUCACGGUGUGAGAAAAGCGGCACAAGAAAGUGGCCUCGAUGUGUUGAAGAAACAGAUGUUGGAGGACCUGCUUGGUCUUGAUGAUGUUUCAAGCUUCGAGGAUACAAGUGAAAGCGAGAGAAGUGUGGCGCAUCAGCUUAAAAAUCGUCGUGUGCUAAUCGUUUUGGAUGGCAUAGAUGAUGUGCGCCAACUAGAGGCUCUGCUACCUCAAAAGAAUAAACUCGGGUCGGGAAGCCUAAUUAUAGUCACAACGCGGAACGUGGGCAUUCUUAAAAGCUAUGGUAUUUCCUCCAUUUAUACGAUGAAAGCACUAGAUUCCUCAGAUGCCAAACAGCUUUUCUGUUGGAAUGCUUUCUCCCAACCCCAUCCAACGGAAGGAUUUGAAGAUCUAGUGGAGAAGUUGUCUAGUGCAAAUGGUGGUCAUCCUCUAUCUCUACAAGUGCUGGGUGAAUCACUUCGUGGGAAGCCCAAAGAUGUCUGGAACUCUCGCUUCGAUAUGAUUAGGGACACUCUGCUCAAGGAUGCGAUGCCAAUUCCAAGGAUUCUAGUGGCUAAAGCUGAUUCCUUGAAAAGAGAACAUAGCAACCUCACAAGUGACCUGGUGUGGCUUCGUUGGCAGGAUUGUACAUAUCCAAGCAUUCCUGAGUGGGUGUCGCUUGAAAAUAUGAGAAUUUUGGAAAUUAAUGGGGUCUUUGAUAAACUAUGGAGUAGUCACGUAAAGCAACCUACGCAGUUAAGAGAACUGACUGUUUUAGGAGGCAUCCGAAAGUUUCCAAAAGCCAUAGGCAAGUUAGAACAGCUACAAAAGAUCGUCGUCGACGGAUAUCUGAACACCAGCCUGGAGGAUUUACCAGAAGAGUUUUGCAUUCUGAAAUCGUUGGAAUAUCUUACACUACGGUGGUGUAGGGCACUGACAUCACUGCCAACAAAUUUCGGGAAAUUGGUGAAUUUGAAACAUUUAGAUCUUGCUUUCAACAGCGCGUUGAAGUUCAUACCUAAUUCUUUUAACCAAUUGAUCAAUCUAGAGUAUUUAGAUCUUGAAAGUUGCAGCAAUCUUGUAUUUCUACCUCAAUUUUUGGGGAAAAUCAACAAUCUUCAAUGUCUGAGUUUUAAAGAUUGUAGAAAAUUGAAAGUCUUGCCCUCUCAUGUUCCAUGUCAGCUGUCUUUAAAGAGCUUAAAUUUGGCUGGAACGAGCCUUGAAGAAAUACCCAGCGAAAUAGGGAGAUUGAUAAAUUUGAAAGUCCUCGACUUAGGAAGCCUUUAUUUGACAUCCUUGCCCGAUUCCAUUUGUAAUUUGAGUAAUCUGGAGACGCUGAAUCUUGAAGGUUGCUCGAGCCUCGCAAAGACACCAGACAUUUUGAGACAAAUGACUAACUUGAAUGUUCAAGGAACAUAUUCCAUAAAGCUCACAGGAUUGCCUGAAGACCCGACACAACUGGCUAAGUCAGAAAUAGAAAUAGAACGCGCUUAA
Messenger RNA from Cryptomeria japonica (Japanese cedar), 2295 nucleotides. RefSeq names its product probable disease resistance protein RPP1. The transcript has 5 exons. Gene Ontology annotation, molecular function: protein binding; ADP binding. Gene Ontology annotation, biological process: signal transduction; defense response. NCBI's taxonomy places the organism in Eukaryota, Viridiplantae, Streptophyta, Pinopsida, Cupressales, Cupressaceae. Bases 1 to 2295 code for a protein of 764 amino acids. The record is from RefSeq and is a predicted model, not a curated record.